CCGUUAUGGCCGCUCAGAUUGAAAAUCCGUAGCAGCAAAUUCGGCCUCGUUUAAACCCCCGCAGGACUCAAAGGCUUAAAUAGCAACGCCCCAUUUAAACCUCUUCGUAUAAUCCUCCCUCUAUAUUAUAGCAUCCCCUCCCCCCCAUAAAAAAAAGGCAAAUUCCUUCGCCAUGGCAGCAAAAUUGAGUCGCAGUUGGUCGUUCUUUAGAGGAAAACAGGAGGAAAGUAAUAAGAAUUAUCUCCACGAGGAUUUCCAGCCCCAGGAGCCGCAAAGUCGAGUGAAUCUGCAACAGAGGUUUAAAAGGGACGAGAAAAUGGUGUCCAUGAGGAACCGGCCGCUGCCUCCGCUCCCAACGGCACACGAGGGAUACACAUCAUUAUCCAAACAGGGAGAGGAAUCCCAGACUCACUUCCAGGCCAGUCGCAACAAGAUCCACAGUGACAGCAACAGACAAAAUUACAAUGGUCACCAGAGCACACAACAGCCCAGUGGACAGACCGCCACCACAACCACCAGCACCUCCAAUUUCCGCUGCCGUCAGCCGCUUUCCAACCUUCCCUCAGGGGUGCUUCCUCUGUCAACGGACAUUGUUAACCAAGUGCGACCUCGAGCUAACAGAAUGAUCCAGGAGGGAGGGAAGAAGGUGAACCGUGCGCUCCAGGGAGUUAGGACUUCAUUGUCGUCAUUCACACAGAUGUUCCGCAACUCAACACGCCGCAGGUACAAGCUGGACGCAAGGACACCCACGCACACCCCGAAGCACAAUUCAAACCGCACCCCAAGGAAAACUCCAGGCAAACUCUACUCACCCUUCAACAUGAACACACCCGUCACACCCCACAGCUACUUUAAGGCUCCCAAGCGACUCCAGACUGCUACUCCAAGAAGGAAUGGCCCAGGAAACGAGAACAUCCCCAGAGCCAUCACACCCCAGGCCAACAGAGCCCCCUUGGUCACUCCCAGCCAGUGGACGCAGUUUCACUCUCCAUCACAGAAGUUCGACCGGGAUGUCUUGGCCAUGAGGAGUGGGAUUCAGGACCUCGAGUGCGUGACGACAAGAAUACUGAGGAACGGAAAAUUGCAUUAAAGACGGAGAAAUUGCGUGGACUUGCCGAAGGGGUAUUAAUUCGCACAAAGAAGAUAUCACGUUUGAUUUUUUUUGUUUAUGAAACUGUUGUUGAUUGAUUUGCGCAAAAUUUAUUGGUCUGUGUGUUUGCCAAAGGUCUAGAGAGCCAAAGUAAAUUAUGGCUUGUGAUAUUCAAGCUCUGCAGUAUUAUGUAUGGAGAGACUUUUUUUUUAAGGCAUGAGGAAUCUCAUUACAUUUUAGGUACACUUUCAUUUUAUUUUCUAUGAAAAUGAAAUUACAAGAAAUAUGGGUAAAGUCAUGAGGAGACUUUAGACUGGUAGUUCCUAUUCUUGGUGAUUAAAUCCCGUUCAAAAGAGCUGUUCAUUUCAGUAUUAUGUGAUGCAAUAAUCUUUGUACCUUGUAAAGAUUUGUUCACAAUUGGCUUACAAUGAGCAGCGUUUCCCACCGACCCCUGUAUUCUCCACUGUUUAGGGACUACUGUUUCAGUUUGUUAAUUCAUUUUUAUAUAUUUAUUUACUUAGACAAGAGGAAAAGAAGAUAAGAAAGCAUUUGAACUUAAAGAUAGGGGGAACUGACGAUGAGUCAGAAUGGCAAUUUAUUUAUUUAUUUUUGUAUUUCCCCCCCCUCUUCUACCUUUAUUUUAAUUUUGAAACUGAUUUUGUUUUUUGUAAAUAUGCACAUACAUAUAUACACAUUUAUAUAGGUGUAUAUAUACAUGUAGUAUAUAAGUAGAUAGAUAUAUAUAUAUACACACAUAUAUACAUACAUAUAUAUAUAACCUUAGGUAAAUGCAUGCCUAGAACCGUAUACACCAAACUUUUUGACAUCAUUAUAUGCAGAUGUUAAGUUUUUAGUAAUGACUUUUUUGUUUUUCUUUUUCUCUUUUCCUUCAAAUGUAUGCAUGGUAUAAUUUCAAAAGACACUUGAAAUUGCACAUGUUUUAUAUGCAGCUAUAUUUGGCCUUACACAAGGCUUCAUACACAAAUUUUCAUUGUGACAAUGUAAAAUGAAUCUUUAUAGUAAUUAUUUAAAUUCAUAUUUUAUUUUUAAGUUGUUGCUUCAUUUCCAGAAGUCUAUUUGUGAUAUUAAGUUACCAUGCGAUUAUUUGCUCUCUAACAGUAUUACUGUGUUACCUGAGAAAUUACCUGAAGUAUGUUACAGUUUUUAGAAUAAUUUAUAUCUACUUAACCAAGUAACAUUGACCACAGCAUAUGUAACAUGUAUACUAACAUAAAAUGAACCACAGCCUCAAUAAUGUCUGUCUCAUAUUAUUGUGGCUGUGUUUCAUGUUUUUAAAUUGAAGUCUUCCCAUUUGAAGAUUCGUAGACAGUAAUGCUUUGAAAAUUCCAAAAAGUUUCAUUAUGGCUAAUGACUGCAUCAGCUAUGUUCUUCCACUGUAUGAUACAUAAUCAUGUAUGUAGAAACAGAUCUGUAGUUACAGGUACAUUAAAACAUAUUAGUGCAUAAA
Molecule: messenger RNA, 2558 nt
Organism: Penaeus vannamei (Pacific white shrimp)
Lineage: Eukaryota; Metazoa; Arthropoda; Malacostraca; Decapoda; Penaeidae
Source: RefSeq, a predicted model, not a curated record